This is a messenger RNA of Porites lobata, 10953 nucleotides long. Lineage: Eukaryota; Metazoa; Cnidaria; Anthozoa; Scleractinia; Poritidae. The record is from the annotation of a GenBank genome assembly.
CCGGGAUUCAACAUGGCUGACUGUGACAGCACAGAUAUCAAGGACGAGAAAGGUACAGAAGUAUUGAGUAUUUAUUUGUAUACUGAAUCUAAAAAAAAAAAUGAAGUUUUUUUCUAUACCUUUUUCUUUAUUUCUAACCACUUAGGAGUGAAAUAAGGAAAAUGUAAAUUAGACGAUUUAUAGCUUACAAUAUAUUAAGUGCUAAAGAAGGAAUGAUAGUAUUCAGACACUGUUGUAAUGGAAUCAUGACAACCGAGAAAGCAGAACAUCACUUACAGACUGUUGAGUUUUGCAAUGGAAGAUUUUAUAUUUAAACACACCCCAAUAAUAAUAUUGUUGAACUUGGGACACCUGUAGCUGAUGUCGAGUCAAACAUAGUCAUCUUGCAUAGCUAUUAAGUAGGAUCAUAAGCUGGGGGGGGGGGGUACUCAACAAAAUUUUGCAGAGGUAGGUUCUGCCAGAGGUCCAACCCCUUACCUUUUAUGUACCAAACGGACCUCUUUCACUUACUUAUUAAGACACUGCAUAUCUUUUAACUGCUGUUAAUGCACCAUCUUUUAAAUAUAAAUAAAUCACUAAACUAAAAAGUUCUUUUUUUCGUGUGCCGGUUAGCCCUUUUAGGUCCUUUCACAGACAGCAAUGACAGAUUUCCCCUCCUUUUCAUUUUCUCCAAAUAGUGAAACCCCAUACCCUUUCAUAUUCCUGAAGCCUGAAAAAGGUACCCCUUUCUGGCGGAGCCUCCCAGUAUGGGCCAUAAUGUGGAGUACCCUCUGGGGAUCAUGAGUGCCUAGGGAGUGAGCAGGGUGGGGAUUACACUGUGAAUUAGUUGGGUGGAAGGUGCACCGGUGGGGCAUAAAACCCUCAGUGGCAGAUCCAGGAGAGGGGCCUGGGAGCCUGUUUUUCUUGUGCUUAAUAUAAUGUGAUACUAAGUGAUUCAUGUGGUUUUGCAGCUCUUACAGAAAAGAAGACAAAGGCAUUGGUGUCACUAAGUGUCGGACUUAUUUUUAUCUUUAUUGGCCUUCCCUUAUGGUGGAACACAACCAAAGUUUACAGGGCUCCCCUUCCUUAUGAUGAAAUAGAACAGUUAAACCAGUUUAAGGUAUGAUUACUUUUAAUGUUAAGUAAUUUAUAGCUUGACAUCAAUCAAUUUUAUUACCAUCAAAUUGCUAUAAAAUUUAUUGCAUUUAACAAUUACUAAAAUUGGAUUUCUUUUAGGUUAAGUAUACAGUUAACCUUAAUGUAGUACUUCUUGGAUCUCAAGAUCCUUCUAUUUUGAAACAAGAGAUUGAGCUGGAGCUCAAAAAAGAAACUGGUAAGAUUGUCCAAGAUUUGGCGGGACGUAUGGAAUAGUAAGGGUCAGUUUAGUUGGUCUUAUUGUACAGCUUGCUUGUGUUCUUUCCUUUCUGAUUUAAACGAUGGAAAUAUUAUUCAGUUUGAUUGGUUCUCAGGAUUCUUUGGCACCCCUUGUGGGAUAGUGUGGGGGGUCCAUGGUUUGGUUCCAUGGUAUGGGUGAGAGCAGUGUUCCAGAUAAGAGAUGGGUCUUUGGUCAAUGACCUGACAAAGACGGCUUCCUCACCUGAUGAUGACAUAUAAGUGUUAAGUUAAAUAUAGCAAAAAAAUUUAGCACACGGUCUUAGUGAACCCUCAGAUGGUCUACAUGACCCCCUGCUCGAAAGAAUUAACUGGAACGCUGUGAGAGACAGAAAAAGAGGUAAAUUUAAAUCAAAGAAUGUUCCUCACUUGUUGAGCAAAAUUUCUUUUUAAAGGGUACCGUGCGAUAGAAUAGCAAUGCUUGACCCCAGACCCUCAGCUUUCUGGGUACCUGUGGACAUCAAUAUUCAUUGCAUGUUUGAGAGGCUCACCCCACCUUCCAGGCCUACAAUCACAAGAUCUCCAUGGCUCCACAUCAUUGUGUUUAUUAUUCAAAAACAGUAUUUUUUUUGUUGUUACGUGUCCAAUUUCUUUUCUUUUUUACAACUGGUCAGAUAUAUCUGCCAUAACACCAGACUACAGACUGACAGUAGAAGUGAAGAACAUAAAAGAAGCUGCUGUAAUUACAAAACUGACAUCCAGCCCUUUGGAAGGUAAACCUGUAAAGGAAAAUAAUUGCAAUAUAUUUUAUUUAUAAAUAAUUCAUGGUAGGUGAAUUCCUCUGAAUUAUGAAUGAGUGAACAACUUAAUUGAAACUAAAACUAAUUUUUAAUCAACAGAUCUGGAUGAUUAUUUUCAAAUCAGCUUUGUAAACAAGGAAAGCAAGAAUUACUCUUUCUUUGUGCUUCCUCAUGGAACUCCUGAGCCAAAUGGCAUUGAUGCAUAUGUUGGAAAACAUCUCCACUGUAUCUUGUACAACAACAAAGGUAGGAAUAAUCUGAGUUUGGGUUUUAUGCUACGUUUCAUGCACUUGUGCAUCUUUCUCUUGCCAACAAGAUAGCCUGCUUGCAAGUUAAAAGUUAAGCUGUAGUGAUGUUUAAGUGUUUUUUGUUGAUGUUCCCUAGAUUCCAAGAAGCUUGCUGCAGUGAUUGCAAACAUUAUCAGGAAAGGUUUUGUUAAUGAAGAAGAAGUCAAUGGAGCAUUUAGUUUAGUUUCAAAAAGGGAAUACACAAAGGUGAACAGUGAGAAACACUAAACACUAAGUUACGAUUUAGUAUUAAAAAUGAUUGGAUUAAGUACAUGGUCUAAGCUACUGACACUUUUUUUCUCUCUAGGACACUGUGGAAAGUAUGAGAGCUCAGAAGUCAACAACUGGUUAGUUUGUCACCCCAGCAAUUCCUUGUGUAUAGCAUAGUUAAACAAGUGUAUAGACUUGAAUCUCAUUCAAAAAGCAAGUUGGGGGGAAUUUUUACUAACAAAUUACACAUGCUUGCAUCUUCACUUUAUCUCACUGGCAAAAUUUAAUCAAGUAAACAUAUUAAGUUUUUAAUUAGGAAUUACUAUUUUUUCAAGGUUUUCAGGUGUCUUUUACACUGUUGAAUUCUGAUCCAGAUUUAGUUCUGGCAGAGUGGGAUAUAGAGACUGCUGUUCAAAGUAAGUGACUGUCAGUUUCUGUAAGUGCAAAACAAUGUGAGUUUAUAAGAGUUGUGUCAAGGUAGCCAAAGUUUUUGGUGUGGUAAAGUGAGGUCAGCAGGUAGGAAUUUUUGGGUGAGGAUGUGCUGCUGGGACCCCUGAACCCUUAGCCUAUACAUAACCUUACUUAGUUCAAAGUGAAUUUUGCCACCCUGUUAAAUUCCCUGUCUACUUCUUGUUUUUAAAGCUGGUUCCUUGAAAUCUUAGUUACAGCCCUGAUUAAACCAAAGAUAAAUAAAUUUGAACCACAACAGCUAUACCAGUUUUUCCUAGUCUAGACUAAUACCUUCAACCAAUCAAUCAGUUUCCUGGAAAAUGAUACCCCAUUCUAGAGCCAAACUCUCUGAUUUCCCCCACCACCUGAAUGAGUCCCAUUCUCUGAAUAAGCAAUUUUCCCUGAAUGAAUUGCUCAAUGCAUGUACAUUCAAAAUGCCAGUAAGCAUUUUAAGGCAAAGUUUGUUAUAGGGUGGUUAGAUACUCCCACCUUUCAAGUUGCUCAUGACGUACCGUAAAUGAUCGAUUAAGCGCUGCUACUGGAAUAAGUGCCCCACCUUCACCAAAAUAAGUUAAUAAGGGCCGCUGAGUCCAGUGGCACUGACUUGGAUGUUUAUGUUACAGAUCAAAUUGGAUUUCAGGCUAAAAAUUUUUCAACCUUGGUUUACUCUCAAUUUCCUUUGUCUGCAAUGGCUAGGAGACAAAAGAAAUUGAGAAUUAACCUGAGGUUAAAUCAAAAUUAACCUGAAAUCAAAUUUGAUUUGUAACAUUUACAAAUAAACGCCACACCUUUGUUACAGCACUUGAUAUAAAGAGAUAUCAAAACUAUAUUGCUUGACAAAUAAGACCAUGACCAACUCGUUAGUUCUAAGGUUUUAGUGUAAGGAAACUCUUGAAAUUGGGUUCAUAAUUAUAAUGGUUGAAGGUGUAAAUAUUUGUCCUUUUUCAUGCACAACUCUGAGUUCUCUCUAUAUUCCCCUCAGUGUUUUACCUCUAGUUGAAAUAAGCACUUGCUUUUGAUUAUAAGUGUCACUCCUUUAAUAGAGAAAAUGAAAUAAGCACUGCGGCGCUCAAUUGAAUCAUCAUUUUAUGGUUUUUGUUUCUUUUGUAGAAUAUUUAGAUCCCUUCUUGCUGAAGUUUCCUCACUUGGAUAUUAGUGUUGACUCCCAGGUAAGGUGGCCUAAAUGUUUGUAUUGUAAUACGAUAUCUUUGCACGGAAUUUAAUUUAUUCUAGAAAGGAUGCCCUAUAGAAAAAAUUUUAUCAUGCAUCAAAUGCAAAUAGGGACUGGUGUGGGCCUUCAGUUCACUUAAAUUUACAACUUGUGUUUUUUGAGUUUCAGAACUGCUUAGAAUUUGAUAAUGAUCUUGCUCAUUGCACUGAUUGACUUAACAGUACUUUGAUCUUACAACAGGUCCUCCAUUAUAGUAGCAUUCAAAUCAAUCCAAGAAAAGAUGGAGAAUCUUUUUAUCUUCCCUAUGAUGACUUACCUCACAUGAUAAAUCCAAUUGAGGCAAAGCUAGGUAAAUUAUAUGUCUUGAAUAUUAGUUAUAGGUGAAGCAUUGAAACAAGAAUUCACACUCCAUCAUCAUAUUUCCUUAUAUGAAAGAAUGUUAACAUAGUAUCUCUUAUACACAUAAAGAGAAAAAUUUGACCUUUUUGGAUCUGAUAAUGGUUUGACUGAAGAGUUUAUAAUAGUCAUGCAACAUAAUCAUUCUGAUAGUCAAAUUGAUUCAAAAGUAAUUUAAUCAAUAAUUUAAUCAAUCAAUAUUUUUUUAUCAAUCAGUCAUUCAAUCAGUCAACCAAUCAUCAGCAAUAAUUAAUGACAUUUAAAUACAAUGUUAAUCAAUCAGUCAGUCAAUCAGUCAAUCAACCAAUCCUCAAUAAUUUAACCAGGUAACCAACUGUCCAUUAUAAUAUGCAUAUGCUAGUUAACGCAUUUGAAUGGUGAAAAAAAAGAAGAGUCUUCUUGCAACCUAUGGAAUGGUCCCUCUACACAAGGAACAUGAAAUAGGAGAGACUGUAGUCAAUUGAAAAUAUUAUUUUGUUCAUUUACAGGCUCACAUAUUUCAUUGUAUCCAAGCUUGAAUUUUGUUGUUUACGUGCCUUCUCAGAGCCAAACACCUCUUUAUAUGAGAACCAAGGAUGGUGAGAGAUUAAUAUACAUAGCUGUUAAAUAGUUAAAAACAAAACAUAAAACUUAAGAUCAGUUUAUCCAGCUUUUCUUACUCUAGGGCCAUUCAUAUGGGGAAAGUAUAAAGACAUGCCUUUCUUGCACAAAGACAUUUUUGUUUGAAUUAUUACAAAAGUGUCUUAUUUUUAGUCUUAUACACAGCCCUGCUGUUGACAUCAGAGAACAUCCCCUAGUGGUUUCAAAAUCCAACUGAAGCAGUUCUCUGUUCAGCUCAGCAGCUGUACCAGUCCUAUAGUUACAGAAUCCCACCUACGUCCACUGUCAGCUUCCUGCCUGACGGUUCCUAGAAGAUGAACGUACAUGGAACCCUUGUCAAUGCCAUGCCUUUCGAUUCCCUGACACUUCUUAGUCUUUCUGAGCCAGUUUUUCUUUCACCCCAUUUUAACCUCCGAUCUCUUUUCUUUUUAUAUCUCUCAAGGCCAGCAAAGCAGUAGCAAUGCAUUCUUGAGUCCACAAUGGGGUGGAAUCAUGAUUUGCAAUCUUCAACAGACUGCACCAACGAACAGUACCAGACCACAGUGGAUAGAGGUUGAUAUGAAACCCGUUAUGAACACAUUCCUGGCUCAACUGAAGUUGUUACUGGGAGUUAAGCCUGUGGUGAGGAUUCAACUUUUUCCAUUCUCACAGACUUUUAUGCUUUUUUACAGCUUACACCCCAAAAACUAGUCUCCCACAUGGCCAUUUUUGUCUGCUCAUGCAUUGUCCUCCAUGAUGAUUGUCUUGUCUUGUUCUUUUGUUCCCUAAACCUUAAUUCCCUUGUUCCUUAUUCCUCUGUUAUCUUGUUCCUUUGUUUCCUUCUUCCCUUGUUUCUUUGUUGUUUUGUUCCCUUGUUCCUCUCGUUCCCCUUUCUCUUUGUUCCCUUCUUGUUAUAACUUGUCAUGUCUCGUCUUGUAAUGUCUUCUCAUGUCUUGUAAUUUCUUGUUUUGUAAUAUCUUAUUUAUCUUGUCUUGUAAUGUCUUGUCUCAUCUUGUAUUUCUUGUCUUGUAAUGCCUUGCCUUGUAAUGUCUUGUCUUGUAAUGUCAUGUCUUGUCUUGUAUUGUCAUGACAUAACUUGUCAUGUCUUGUCUUGUUUUGUAAGAUCUUGUCUCUUAGUUCUUGCCUUGUAAUGUCUUGUCUUGUAAUGCCUUGCCUUGUAAUAUCUUGUCUUGUAAUGUCAUGUCUUGUCUUGUAUUGUCAUGACAUAACUUGUCAUGUCUUGUCUUGUUUUGUAAGGUCUUGUCUCUUAGUUCUUGCCUUGUAAUGUCUUGUCUUUUCUUGACUUGUCAUGUCAUGUCAUGGCAUGUCUUGUCUGUAAUGUUUUUGUCCUGUCUUGUAAUGUCUUGUCUUGGAGCAUUGCGAUAAGGAAAAUCGCCUACAAGAGGAGGCUUCUUAAAAAGCAAUAAGUUUGAUUAUAGUCUUUUUAUAUUAGAGUUUUAGGUCUCCUAUCAGUCUAAAUAGACGUGUCUUUGAAACAGAUUAAAAAUGCGACUGAAUGUUCUCUUCUGUUUUCUAGCUUAAGAUAAUCCAACCUAUGUCAUUUUGAUUCAUGCCCGUAAUAGGUUAUUCAUUUCCAAAAACGAUUUAUGUUGUCUCUUUUUCCAAUUUUUUUAUUGCGUUUUGCUCUAAAUGAAUACAAUAAAUUUUAUUGUAAUCAUUAUUUCCUUUUUUAAAGAAACUUGUAGAUGGCGUUGAAGCAAGAUUCCCAAAAGAUGUUGGAAUAACACAGUGGGUAAUGACCAUUAAUGUAGUUGUUUCUUUGUUAACCCUUCAAGUCCCAAGAGUGACCACCAUAAAUUUUCUCCUAACAAUCUCCAUUCUUUGUCAAAAAAUAAGGUUAUGAGAAUUAAUAAAAUGAUCAGCAAAGGGAAAAUUCUUUGAUCUUUUGUUAAAUUCUCUCAGUUAAUUUUGUAAGAAAAUGUAUGGAUAUCAGUUUGGAGAAUUUGUAUGUGGACAAUUAAGCGUAGACUGUAAGCAGUCUCUUCUUUGUCGGAUUUAGCAAGGGAAUUGCUUGCGCGCGCCAGUGUCGAAGCCACGAGACCGGGGAAACGAGGGUCGCAGCUUCUCCUGUCUUGCGCCUUCCGUCUCGCGCAUGGUCAUUUUUGUGUCUCACGCAGAUGGACUGAGAAAAAAAAUUACUUCUCGUAGUCUAAACUUAGCCUCUAGUUAUGGUUAAGGCUUUACUGUACUCACAGGAACAGGAGUCGGUGAUGAGACAGAAAACAAUGGAAUAUCUUGCCACCUCCACCAUCACGCUAACAUCCCUCGCCCAGCUGUUGGGAAAAAUCAGUAACAUGGUGAUUAAUGAUCACAUUCAACAGCAAAUUCAACAGGCGCUUCAUGCAGUCCAUCAGGUGUGACUUAUAUCCUAUCAUAUUCACCUGAAUGUUUUGGAUCAUUAUACGUUUCUGGGAAUUUGCCCACCUACCUCUCCCCUGAGUCAACAUUUUGCCCUAAGCGAGAAGUAAGUGUUAAUGUUAGCUUCCAGGUAAGUUGGCAAUUUCCCAGAAACGUAUAAUGAUUUUACUGUAGAAUUUUAUAACGCAAAGGUUUUAUGUACCCUCGUAUCGGAAAAUUUGGUGAAACUUCUCCUUUGGGAUACCCCUAUUCAGAGGACACUUUAAUUCAAGGGACCAAAAUUUUGUUCACGAAUAAAGGGAAAUUAAUUCUAUUUGUAUUAGUGAGUACUGUUGAAGGGAUUCCUCGAUUUAGGGGAGACAUGUGCUGAUCCUGAGUUAGUCCCCUGAACGAAGGCUCGUCUGUGUAAUCUUUGUAUCAGCCACCUCUAUUGAAUGGACACCCCUAUUAGGGGAACACUUUUUCUGGUCUUUAGUAUAUCCCCUAAAUAGACGCCCCUCUCAUGGGGAAAAUCCAAGCGCGCAAGUCAAAUUUUUCAAAACUCUUUGCAAAAAGUUUUCUUUAACUGGCUACGAAAAUGUAACUUUGUAGUCUUCUUUUUUGUUCUUAUUUACUUUUUCCGCCACUUGAUUCAUUGCAUCCUCCAAAUCUCUUGCUCCCUGCCAAGAAAAGAAACCCUCGCCUGCUUGCGAGGGAGAUUGGGGUUUUAUACUCAGUCCUAAUGAGUGUGAACAUUUAUCUUCACCUUUUGUGGUAGGUUUUUGCUUGUUGAGGAACCCUCAACAACCAAAAACCAAUCAGCAAAUGACUGAAAAGACAUUGAACAAUACCCACAUCACACCAUGCACAGCAGCUAAAGGUGAUGUUACACCGGACGAUUCGACGGAACGAUUUUUAGCGCAACACAUCGUUGCAAUGUUGGAACAAUGUUGUAAGCAUUCGAAACAAUGUCGCAACAAUAGUGCAAAGCUGUGUUGCGCUAAAAAUGGUCGUUGCGAAUCGUCUCGUGUAACAUCACCUUAACGUUCAAGAGUUUCCGCUACACCAAGAAACACCCGGGGAGACACCCCCACAUCGUAAAAUCCCUUGUUAAGCCCUGGACUUAUAUAAGUUCAUAAGGGGUUUUGGGUGGGCUUAUAUACAGGGGGCGUAUAUCCGGUGGUGGGGGCGGGGGCUUUAACCUCUUUUAUCUUUAUCUUCAUUUUUCUAAAUUCAAAUAUAACUGAACGUUUUCUUUACAAACGCUUUUUUUUGUAGUCUGUAACAGCCCUUGAGCACGGAAAUCUGACCGUAGCCGUUCUAACUGCCAAGACAGCCAUCAAAUCUUCGGGUCAGUAUAAAUCUUUUUUUUCCUUUUUUUUGUACGAAGUAGCGCCGAACGCCCAAACUUCUGCCCUCGCUCCAUUUAUGUGUGUUCUUUUACAAACUACCAGAAGUAGAUAUUACUGGUUACAGGAAUGCCAUCUCGGGUGUUAUCCAUAUAUCAUCUGUUAGUGACAACGUUGUUCUUCACUUUCUUUUAAGAUAUGGUAAGCUCCAUCCAUUCUAGCUUGCGUAGCAAGCUCUUCCUUUUGGUUUCGGAUCAAAGAAAGACCGAGGAAUGGGAUUUUCGGUUUUGGCCGCGCGAUAAAUGAACCGAGAGCCAUUUUUCGCGCGGUUUUUGGCUCUCGUUCCUCGUUCUUUGCUCCUAAACCGCACGGAAACGCUUGCUACGCAGGCUACAUCCAUUCCCAUAUGAUAAGAUUCUAGUUAAAUGAUAAGCGAUACAAUGACGUUACAUUCUCACUUGUAAUCAACUCAGUGUCCUUCUUUCUUUCAGAGGAAGCAUUUUUUGACCCAUCAAUACUUGAGCUUUUGUAUUUCCCUGACGAUCAAAAGUAAGCAGUUCUAUUUUUAAGUCUUGUUUUAUUAUUGUUACCAAUGAUUAGAGUGAUUUUACUUGACCCAUGAAGCAGGUACUAACAACUAGAGCAAAGCUCCAAGUAAACAAAAGUAGACUGUGGAAUUAGUGUAUAACAGUGCGUAACUACCACCUAUUUCACGGGUUAAGUACAAUCCCUGACUCUAACGGUAAUAUGGUUUAUUUCUUUUUCCUCGCAGGUACGCCGUCUACAUUCCUCUCUUUCUCCCCAUCAGCCUUCCAGUUUUGUUGUCUCUUAGACAAGCAAUAAUUUGGUACAGAGGAAAAGACGAUGAAGACAGAAAGGACGAGAAAAAAGACAAGCAAGAAUAACUUAUUGAAGAUGUCAUGGUCGUCUCCGGAUAAAACAAGAUGAAUUUGAUAUCUGAAAGCCGCUUGUUUUUGCCCAUAUCGUGUGACCAUUUUGUUUUCUCGAUCAAGAAACUUUGCUUCGCAUUGUCCCUGACGGAUAGUAAAGAACCCUUUGGACGAGCUUGCACGGGUACUUGCGACAAACUGCUAGGAUAACCGUGAGAUGGACUAUUUUCCCACCUACAAGGGGUAGCAAUUCUCGUAAUAAGUCCCGUUAGUUUUGGGAUCGUUUGUGCGUUUUAUGGUGACCAUGCAAUUUCCGUACGCGAUGCGUUGGACAAGAUGAGUCGUGAAAACCAGAUAAACCAGUCAUGUAAGGCUACGUUGACACUGUGCGGGAUAGCUUUUGCACCAGAACGAAAAUUAUACCGGAUAGGGCUUCUGUUCACACACGAGAACGGUAAUUUCGGCGCGAUUUCUGUAACGGAGCGAAGCUGCACCGCGUCGAUCUUGAGAGUGAAGGAUCGCCUUUCGGAUAAGUGGUGUUUAUACUUUACCGGAUAGAUUUCUUGUCGGCAUAAAAGGCUAUCCGGUUUUGAGUGAACGUAGUCUAAAUCUCUGUUGAUGAGACACUCGAUUUGAGCCACUAAUCCAUCACGUCAUGGUGUCCUUACUGCAACCAAAGAAGGGAGAACAAUGAGGUAUUAAGCUGAUACGAUUCCAUUCUAUUACAGUUUAAGUGUCGGCCUGUUCGCGAAUAGACCUACAGUUCAAGCUUGGUCAAUGGCGCAUAUUCAUAUUAUAUGCCAUUUCCGAGCUGCCGCAAGCCUCUGUUUCAAAGUGAGGCUAAGUGCGACGCUGUUGAUAUGAAAAAUGAUUUUUUUUAUUCUCAUGCAACUUAAACAAAACUCAUUUUCACAAGAAAGUUGUUGUACUUAGCCUCGUUUUGCAGAAUGAUAGUUUUUGGAACUCGGAAAUGGACAAUAAACUUUUUUACGAGAAUAUUGAUGCAGAGAAUGGGAAAAACUAAAGAACAUUCUAAGAUGAAGGAGAUAGCUCAGGGUGAAGUUUAGUUGAAAACAGUGUAUUCUAGCCGUUUAAACAUGAGCAAUAUAGAGAAAUUGUCACAACCAGUGCAUUAAAUGUUUCCUGAACAUU